Molecule: messenger RNA, 8975 nt
Organism: Xiphophorus maculatus (southern platyfish)
Lineage: Eukaryota; Metazoa; Chordata; Actinopteri; Cyprinodontiformes; Poeciliidae
Gene: asic1c
Product: acid-sensing ion channel 1C-like
Exons: 11
Coding region: 974-2545 (523 amino acids)
Biological process (GO): sodium ion transmembrane transport
Cellular component (GO): membrane
Source: RefSeq, a predicted model, not a curated record
GAGAGCAAGAAAUGGGGGAGUGGUGGGAGAGAGAAAGGAGGCGAGAAACAGAGUGAAAGGCUCCACACGGCAGAAUAUAAAUCUGUAUGUUAACAGGACUAAAGCUCGGGGGUCUUGAGGUGGCUUUAGUGCUGAUGCUGCUCGGGGGGUGAUUAAAAAGCCUCAAGAGGUGGUCUUCUUUCUUAACUGUGGAUCUGUGCAAAAAAGGAAGUGGAACCCGUGGAAUCAGUGAACGCCGGUGUGUCAGGCACGGUGGUGGGCUGGUCGGAGGUCUCUGACCCCCUCAUUUUCAUUUCUUGGAAGAAAAGAGAAGCGCUAAGAGACACCAGAGAAAAAGGAAGGUGACAGCGAGGGACCAGUGAGCCAUUUCUCUCUUUAUUACUCUCAUUCAGAAAACCAUUGCAGCCUAUUAUCAAUGCGAUGUAGAGGCAUUCUCUCCGAUUGGAGGAGGAAGGGUCCCAUUGACUGCUGAGGCUUAGCGCCCCUCUUUAAACGCUAGUCCUUUUCAUCUCAUUCCCCCCUCUCAUUGCCUAUAUCCUUCUGUCUGCUGUUUUCUGUUCUCUUUCCUUGUCCCUUCCUUUUGACUCGACUUAGGAAUCAGGAGACAUUGCGUUUUUAGUAGAAGUGGGUGUUUCUGUCAUUGUUAUUGGUGCCUCUGCAAAGGACAGCUGAGCGUGGAGAGUGAGAGACAGCUUUGGAGAUAAUAAAACGGCAAACUGAACGAAAAGGGGGGACCUGGCACUCCAGGAACAGCUGACAAACCAAUGGCAUGUGAGACGCGAUGAAAAGAAAAGUGUUACAGAAUCUGACAACCAUUUUAAGGUAGCUAUUUACUGAAAAUAUUUCUCCUUCUUGGAGGAAAAAAAGAGACAGUGUGCCAAACAUCACUGCUGGUCACAUUUUGCUUUUCCUGUUGCUAAGCACAGUCUCUAACCUGAAGUUCAUUGUGAGUACUGAGCAUCACUUUACAGCCAUGAAAGGAAGCUCAGAGGAAAGCAUUGAAAGUGUCAGGCCCUCGAACCUGCAAGCAUUUGCCAACAUAUCCACCCUACAUGGCAUGAGUCACAUAUUUGCCUACGGACAUAUGACAUUUCGUCGAUUUCUUUGGACUAUUUCUUUCUUGGGCUCAUUAAGCUUACUGAUGCUGGUCUGCAUGGAUCGGGUGUCGUAUUACCUAGAGUAUCCUCACGUCACCAAAUUGGACGAAGUGGCAGCCACAAACCUCACCUUUCCUGCUAUUACCUUCUGCAACCUCAAUGAAUUUCGUUUCUCCAAAAUCACUAAAAAUGACCUUUAUCAUGUUGGAGAGCUCCUGGCCCUCCUUAACAAUAAUCACCAGAUCGCCAACCCACACUUGGCUGAAGCUGAGGUUCUGGCUGUGCUAAAGGAAAAGGCGAACUUCCAGAACUUCAAGCCCAAGCUCUUCAAUAUGACAGAUUUCUACAACCGAACAGGGCAUGACAUCGGUGACAUGCUUCUGCAGUGCACCUUUCGGGGAGAGGAAUGCUUCGCUGUAAAUUUCACCACAAUUUACACACGCUACGGGAAAUGCUACACCUUCAACUCAGGGUUAGAUGGCAACCCUCUGCUGACCACAUUGAAAGGAGGCACAGGGAAUGGCCUGGAAAUCAUGCUGGAUAUCCAGCAGGAUGAAUACUUGCCUGUUUGGGGAGAGACAGAUGAGACGUCCUAUGAGGCCGGAAUAAAGGUACAGCUUCAUUCUCAGUCAGAGCCUCCUUUCCUCCAUGAGCUGGGCUUUGGGGUCGCCCCCGGCUUCCAAACAUUCGUUUCCACUCAAGAGCAGAGGCUUCAGUACCUCCCACAACCUUGGGGAGAUUGCAAGUCCACACCGAUAGACUCAGAAUUCUUCUCCACGUAUAGCAUCACCGCGUGCCGCAUUGACUGUGAAACCCGGUACCUGCUGGAGAACUGCAACUGCAGAAUGGUUCACAUGCCCGGUACUUCAACAGUUUGCACACCUGAGCAAUAUAAAGACUGUGCUGACCCAGCUUUAGACUUUUUGGUAGAGAAAGACAACGAUUACUGUGUCUGUCAGACCCCCUGCAACAUGACUCGCUAUGGCAAGGAGCUGUCCAUGGUAAAGAUCCCCAGUAAGGCAUCUGCUAAAUAUCUGGCUAAGAAAUUCAACAAAACUGAGCAAUAUAUUGGAGAAAAUAUAUUGGUGUUGGACAUCUUCUUUGAAGCUCUAAACUAUGAGAAAAUUGAGCAGAAGAAGGCCUAUGAAAUUGCAGGGCUUCUUGGUGACAUUGGAGGUCAGAUGGGGCUUUUCAUUGGAGCCAGUGUUCUAACAAUACUGGAAAUAUUCGACUACCUAUACGAGGUGUUUAAGGAUAAGGUUCUGGGUUACUUUGUGCGCAAGAAACGGCCGCAGCGUUGUCAGAGCGACAAUCUGGAGUUUCCAGAGAACCCAACCAGCCCUGGUGUCACGCCUAAUCAUGCCCCCAGAGCACAUGUGACACCCUCCGGAGUCACUCGGACAGUCUCGGAUUCACGCCGAACAUGUUACCUCGUCACCCGACUUUAGGCAACUUUGAGGAAUUUGCUUGUUGAUGACGCAACGCAGGGGCUGGGGCACAUUUCGAGACUUGACGGCAAACUGUGAAAUAAUUUGUGCAUUCAACAGAUAAGCAUUAAGUGUAUGCUCAAAAGCAGUAUGACAGAAAUAGAAUAUCAUCAUCAACACACACAAAAAGAGACCACUUCCAAAACAGAACUCAGGUUUAACACCCAUGUGAAGGGCAUCAAUGUUCAUUUUAUCCAUGUUUCAUUUUGUACCUUUAGUUUUGUUGAACUGUCACUUUAAAUCAAACAAUCCGCACAGACAAAUCUGUCUAAAAAUGGGUCUACUAUCUAUGUUGAGUUUUGUAACAGCAUUAUGCCAGUUUUGCUGUGUAUUAAUCAAUUGAGAAAACAACAAAUAUAGGGACUGGUAUGUGCAAAAGUGUUCAUUGUUUUCAGUACUGUAUCUCCCACCACGUAAACCAGUGCUGUAUUCAAUAACCAUAUACUUUUAAGAGGUAAUUGUUGGUUGAAAGAGCUUCUAAGACCUGAAUGAGAAUACAUGACUAAUGUUGCCUUUUGCUACAUUGAGACUAUGAAAUGUCUCUAAUUAGACAACUGUGCUUACUUGACUUUGAAAAAGAGCAGGAACUUCAAUAUUUGUACAUUUGCUAAAGCAGUAUGUGUUAUUUUACAGUUACGGUACUAUGUGACAUAUUGAACCGAAAUUUGAUUCAUUUUCAGUUAUUUUUGGUGGUGAAAAAGACAUUUGAUUGUAACUUUAGCUUAUAUUAAAUUUGUUUUGGAUCUUUUAUUUAUUUUUAUUUACAUUUUUUUUUGUGCUUUUUGUCCCAUUUUGGUUUUUAUUUAAUUCUCCCUCCCAUUUAAAUGGAUGCUACCCAAUUAUCAGUUCAAAUAACAUGUAUAUGAUAAUAUGUUUAGUCACUUAAUAGACAGAAUCUUAAAAGCACAUAUCUGUAAUUUAAUUCAUCAUAGUCAACAAGGACAUUUCAGCAAUGCAAAAGGCCAUUUCUUUCACAGUCUUCGUGUCUAAUACCUAAAAUAUUCUUUGUCUGACUCACACACCAGAUUUUUCAUUUGACAAACUAAUUUACUCCUUUUCAGAUGUUUCCUCUGAAACAGAAGUCCUACCAGAACACAUGGCCUAAUCAAGUUAUGUUUCAUAUUUGAAUUGUGAAUUCUAAAAUUGUUCUGACACUAAGUAACAUGUGGUUCUAAUAUUUACAUAUAUUGCAUUGGUACUUGGAUCAAAUGAUCUUUGAUUGUUUUGUUUUUUUCCUUUUUCAUAUGAACAUCUUGGACUGAACUUUCUAUGUUCUACACAGUCUUUGAUGGUCCUCAAAUGUUCAAAUAAUAUUUUGCUGAACUGAUUUGAAAAUUAGGUCAGGAUAACCUGCUGUAGCAGCAUUCGGCAUGCAGAUGUGAGCAAAUCUUCAUCAGUACAGACAAUUUGGAAAGUAUAGCACUAGAAAAAAAUGCUAAUAUUGAAUCAUCGCAAUGAUGUUUGUGUAGCAUUUACAUAAAUUUUGUAGCAGUACAGAAUAUGUGCCAAAUAUAUUGGUUCUCUGAAUUGUGACAGUCAUGCAAGAAAAAUAUGACAUUACUAAAAAAGGCUUUGGCUGCCUGGUUUGGCUAGAGAUCAAGUUACUAUUUCUGCAGUGCCAGACAGGUAAAAAUGUGCUUCUGCAACUUUUGUUUUCUCAAAGUCACAUAUUGUCAUGCACCAGUGAAACAUAAUGCUGAUAUGCAAUAUUGUGAUGAAGGGUUUUAAAUAGGCCUGUACAUUUGAAAUGUUCUUCUUGACUUGAAAGAAUUGGACAAUGGAUAUUUGCGGUAGGUAUCCAGUUUAGCUACUAAAUGUGAAAUUUGACAGAAAUGUUAAAAUAUAUUAAAUUAUUUUAAAUCUUUGAAACAUUUUUUUUUCCAUAUAAACUCAUUUGUGAGGAUCUAGAUGUAAGAAAAACAAUCUAGAUUAGUUAUUGUAAGACAUUUUGUACAAACAACAUUAAAAAAACAAUUAAAAAUGUCUCUUUCAAAUUAUAUGUUUGAAAGCUUUAAGACUAUUUGGAACAUAGGAGAGGUUUGAUUAUAAGUUACAGUAGCCUGCUAUAAUUUCUAGGGUGGGUUUCCUUUCUUCACUAUAAACGAGAAGUUCUGAUCACAGAUAAAUGUAAAUCAGUCCAACAAAUACAAAGUUAAAUAUUGGCACUAAAAUUCAGAACAAGAGUAAGAUAGGAUUUGAAGUUGAAUGAAAAUACUUUGACAAAACACAUAGGAAGUUGUUGAACACAUUAUUAUAAAUGUCUACUUUCAAGUUUUAUCACUAAUUUGUAAUGCCUUGCACAAUUUAUUAAUAUUUACAUUUGAUAGCUUUAAAACUUAAUUGUAUUUUUUUGGGAUUAUAUGUGAUAGACCAGCACAAUGUUCAUAUUUUGAGGUGAAAAGGCAAAAUAUUUUUCGACAUUUGGGUGCUGUAACAUCAUAGACACAAUAUCAGAUGAAGAAUAUGGUAUAAAGAAUAUAAGGUGAAAAAAUUGAAAGAGCUUAAAACAGGAUAAUCCUAAAGAAAACGUAAAGAUGAAUAUUUACCCAAACACCCUAUGAAGUCUGAUUUUCAGUUGUUCUACAUAGAAGAAUAGGAAGACAUUUUUAAUGAGGGACAUAGUUGGUGGUGAGACAGACCCCUAAAGACCUGCAGCUGUAGUUGCAGUAUUGACUCAGGGUGGCUACAUACAAAUGCAAGUCACAUUUUUCAGAUUAAAUCAUUUUUGCAUCUUUUACUUUCACCUAAAAUCUAGGACUAAUUUUGUCUAUCAUCUAAAAUCACAACAAAGUUACCCCUACGUUUAAGACUCUAAUGUAAAAAUAUGUGAAAAAGUGGGAUAAAGCACUGUAAUAUUUUGGCUGUUGCCAUCUGAAAAACUACCAAAACUAGCACUGUAAUGGGGGAAAAAAAUAAAAUAGCAACAGUGACAACAAAAGUGACAUCUUUCACUGUGAAUGAACAAGAAUGAUGCCGGAUGAUACCACAACUGAAUGCAAAAAAAUAGUGAAAGGAAAAUGUAUUCUAAACUUUUAUUUAACUGAAAUUUGAAAACACAGGCUUCACACAUAUUUACAAAUAUGGGGUCUCAAUGGGUUAUGAAGAAACACGUAAUUCUGGGAGGUAGAGCUGGGUCUCGCCUAGCCGUAUCAACUGAAGUGAAAAAAUGUUGAUGAUGUGAUGAAAUUUACAUAGACCACUUUCAUCUCUGGGGAAAAAAAUGGGUAGUUUUCAUAAAUGCAACAUUGAUUUGACUUGAACAGAAACUGUUUGGCUCGCUGCUGCCCUUCUUAUUUAAUCUGUUCUUCCAUCAUAGUGUCUUAAAGGUAUUCAGCAGCACAAUCCCAUGUGAUAGUAAUGUAUACACUACUAAGAAGAGUUUAAAAAGACUGGUGACAUUCCUAAACUUAAUAAAAACUUGUAAAUACCUGCAGUCAAAUGCUAAAAAAAAGUCACAGAUACUUAUAUAAAGCAUUGCAUAUGAAUAUUCAUAAACUGAUAAAUACACAUAGAUCUUAUUCUUUGUUUAUCCAUUAAUAGAAUUUGGAUUCUACAUCUUUUUGGGGAUUACACGCUGACUUAUAAAAUAAUUUGCCUCAAAGCAUCAUAACCAUGCUUCGCAGCACUACUCAGUUUGGUUGAUUUAUAAAGAGCUACACUGUACAAAUUGACCACUGUAUACAAACAUUAUUAUCCCAGAAAAUGUAAUAAGUCACAAAUAACAGUUUGUGAUGUAUAAAUGAUCUAGUAUAAUAAACUAUAUUUACCCAUCCAUGCUUAAGUACACAACUUUUCUUAUCUUGGUGUCAUGCUUCUUCCUCUGUUUCACUGUUAUUUAAGUCCUUGUCUCUCAAAUAUCGGACCUGUCGUUACUGAGCAAAAAGUCUCAAACCCACCUUUCUCUUUCUUUCACGUGAAAGGUUUUAUAUGUAACAGUUUCAUUUUAUGGUGUUCAAACAGCUGUAGCUUUAUUACUUUGUAGUUUGUGUAUUAGAUGACUGUUGAUGUGAAGCACAAACCCUUGGAAAUUAGCCAUCGCUUCAAAGCCAACGAUGGGAUGUCUGUGAUCCUGACAGCCUUGUGUGGCUCUAAUUUAAAAUGACACACACUGUUAAAUAUGAUGUGCCCUUGGCUCUGACAACAGGAACAGGAAAGGAGCUACCUUUAAGGCAGACUUUUUAAGAGGUUUUACAUUUUCAGGACAAAAAAAAAAGAUAAAUGGAGUUGCAAUAAAAGCAAUAAAGGUAGAUGUGGUUAUGAGAGUGGUGUAAAAAAAAAAGGAGAGGUACUUGAGCUACAUGAAUAUAGGUAAAUGUCAUUAAAUUGGAAUAUUGUUGGUGGAUUUAUUUCAGUAAUUCCAUCCAGAAAGGAAACAUAUUUUUAGCAGUUAUUGAUGUUAUUGAUAUAUAUAUAUAUAUAUAUAAUUCUGGUCCACAGUCAUUAAAAAUCCAGUAUUAAUUACAUAAGUCCAAUAAAAACAUUUUUAUGAAAAUGCUAUAUCAUUAUCUACGCAAUCAAAAAAUAUAAUUGCUGGAAAAGCUAGUUAUUCACAGAGUCCUGUAUCUGAGCAUUAUAUUGGAAAAUUCAAUGAAAGGAAAAUCUUCGUGAGAAAAAGGUGCACAAGCAACAGGGUUAAUAGGCUUGAGAUUAUAAAACAAAUUGUUAGGACAGUGCUGAUUCAGAGACAAUGUCUAAAGCAUCAUACCCAGGCUUAAAAAGGGAAUAUUGCUCAAUGGUCCAAAGUCUUCUUUUUAGUUUGAAGUAUAUUUUGCAUUACUUUUAGCAAUCAAGGUCCCACAGUCUGGAGGAUAUGGUACAGAAUCCAAGUUGCCUGACAUUCAAUUUGAAGUUUUGAUAGUCAGCAGUAAUUUGAUAUGUCCUGUUCUAGUGUUGGUUCACUGCCUGUUUUCUAAGUUCAAAAUCAGCACAGCCAACUAUCCAGACAUUUUAUAGCACUUUAUGACUCCCUGUGCUUAAAAACUAUAAGGAGAUGGUGAUUUUAUCUAUCCUCUAGACUUGUCUCCAUCCCACACUACUUUAAUUACCAAUACUAGUUUAGUGAUCAGGAUAUUACUAUACUCGAUUCACCAUCAAUCUGGAUUGCCCUGAGCCCCACCGAGAAUAAAGAUUACAGUAAAGAAGAGAAAGACAAUCACCAAACUUAACCCAGCAGACAAGCUGAAGGUCAAUAUGAAAACAGUCUGCAUUCCUUAACACGUCAGUAGAGCAACGCCGCCUCAUAAUGCAUUGAAGCAGUAAUACAUGCAAAACAAGACCUGACCGAGUAUAAAGUACAGUACAUAGACAUGCUCUUCAGUGGGCUAACAUUUUUGUAUUAAACAUUUUUUAUUGGUCUUAUGUCCUAAUUUUACAAAAAUAACAUUGUUCUGUAUUUUUAUUAGCUGAAAGUCAUAAUAUUUAAAGUCACCAAUGGUAAAUGUUUAAAUAUAUUACAGUGGUUAUUAACUUUAUAUAAUAUGAUAUAGAAUUACUGAAAUUAAUUUAUCAAUUACAUUCUAAAUUAAUGACAUUAAACAGUAUUAAGCAGCAGGAGUGGAUGUUAACAGAAAUCUGCCAAUUGUAACACAAAGGUAUGAAGGUGACCAUUGUAUAAAAUCCAUUACCAUUAAAAACAUUUAACACAGAGGUGCCAAUUCUUGUUACACUAUGAUGCUGCAUUGCUCUGAUGGAUUUGGGUGGGAGUCAAGUUACUAGGAAAAAACAAAACAAAAAAAGAAAGAAACUGACUCAACUUUUCUGCAUACUAUGGAGAUCCCACAUGAGGGCUUUGUUGGAAUGUCCCAGGUCUUUACCUCUAACCCCAACCCCUGCCUUAUUACAUGUAAAAGAACAGCAGAGUGUACCUGAGCUGGCAGAAAUCAUCAAUGAACUUCAUGAAGUUGAUAUUUACUGCAUAGCUAUAGUCAAAAUACAAGUAUUCUAAACAAACAACUAUUUUAUGCUAAUAUUUUACAGCAAAUCACACAUUUUCUCCUUGCAUGAUAUCAUUAUGUAUUCCUAAUAUAUCAGAUCUAUCAAUGUAAUGAUAGCUAUGCUGUUCACUUUGUAUUGUCCAAGGUGUAUUUCUGGAGUCAGAUGAAUCAAAAAGGGUUUUCUCCACAUCUUUAUGAAACAUAUUUGACAAUAAUACACACAAACCUCUUAGCUAUUUUAGCAAAGGUUGUUUAAAUAUAUUGCAGCUUAAACUGAAGCUAAGGUGUGCCUUUAAGACGGAUUCUUACAGGUGAUAUCAUUUUAUCCUACCUGACACACGCAUCCACAAAUAUCUGGAGACCUGGAGUUGUUUCAUCUGGCUCUACAUGCACUAUGUGUAUUUUACUGUAGAUAUGUGAUUUUAACUCUGUACAUUAAAUAGUUAUUACACACUUGA